CCGACGUGCCGAACCAGCUUCUGCAAAAUUGCUAUUCGAUUCCGAAUUCCGUGUGUGCUUGACCAGGAGAAGCCGCUGAUUCAAGAGUGCUCAUGGAUCAUAAUCAAGAACAAGACAAGGGGAAUUUCCGUGUACCGGCCAUUGAUGAAAUACUAAUGGCUCAGAGAAUGCCAAAGGUGGUGAAACCGAUCAGUACUGCAGCUGGUGGUAAGAACAUUAAGCGGCCUCGGGGGAGACCAGCGGGCUCCAAAAACAAACCGAAACCGCCCAUUUUCGUCACUCGUGACAAUGCUAAUGCGAUAAGAGCUCAUGCGAUGGAGGUGAGCUUGGGUUGUGAUGUGAAUGAGAGUCUAGCUAACUUUGCAAGGAAAAAGCAGCGUGGCAUUUGUGUGCUUAGCGGGAGCGGGUGUGUGACCAAUGUUACACUUAGACAACCGGCUUCAUCGGGCGUGAUUGUUACCCUUCACGGCCAGUAUGAGAUCCUCUCCUUGCUUGGAUCGAUCCUGCCACCUCCAGCCCCACCCGGGAUUACGGGGCUAACAAUUUACCUGGCCGGUACUCAGGGACAGGUUGCUGGUGUAGUAGUAGUUGGUGCAAUCAUUGCUUCCGGUCCCGUUCUCAUCAUGGCCGAAUCCUUCAUGAAGGCCACCUUUGAUCGUCUACCACUGGAUGAAGAUGAAGUAGCAGCCGCAAUGCAGAACCGAUACAACCAUCACAAUGGUCCGCACCAUCAGCUUGACAUUUCUGAUUUGUAUGGGAUGCCACAAAACUUGAUCACCAGUGGCACUACACCUGAUAUGUACUCUUGGGCACCGGGACGAACUAUGUCCAAAUAA
Molecule: messenger RNA, 836 nt
Organism: Hibiscus syriacus
Lineage: Eukaryota; Viridiplantae; Streptophyta; Magnoliopsida; Malvales; Malvaceae
Product: AT-hook motif nuclear-localized protein 16-like
Exons: 1
Coding region: 93-836 (247 amino acids)
Biological process (GO): vegetative to reproductive phase transition of meristem
Cellular component (GO): nucleus
Molecular function (GO): DNA-binding transcription factor activity; minor groove of adenine-thymine-rich DNA binding
Source: RefSeq, a predicted model, not a curated record